Molecule: messenger RNA, 958 nt
Organism: Actinia tenebrosa (Australian red waratah sea anemone)
Lineage: Eukaryota; Metazoa; Cnidaria; Anthozoa; Actiniaria; Actiniidae
Source: RefSeq, a predicted model, not a curated record
CAUGUCGACCUGCGCGGAUGACAUGAAAGAUAAGUUCAAGGAAAAAGUGAUGUCGCAAUUCCUACUUGUUCCUGAGUUCGACAAGUUUCAAGAAUUUCGCACUUUGGCUUUCGAAGAACAACCAGCGAAUGUGAAUGACUGUGCUAAAAAGUCACAUGACAGGUGCAUCACACUAUUCACCGGGAUGCAACAACAAGACGAGAAAAACCUCUGCAAUGGAGUCACCCACUUCAUCCAAUGUUACCAAACUAACAAAUGUCUCACUAGCCGUCUAAGCAUCACGUUUGCUGAUCUAAUAAGAGAAAUGAGUGCUGAGUUGAUAGAUGCGUUCAAAGCUCAUUCCAUGUGCGAAGUGGAUAACACUGAACUAUGAAACAUACGGAAAGAAACAUCGAGUAAUCACAGGCAGCCCAAUCUCCAUUUAUCGUAGCCGAAAAUCUGGAACUAGGAAAUAUUCAGCUAAAUUACCUUUAUGUUAUUAUGUUCAGCUUAUUUAUUUAAUAUCUAACGAUUACUCGCCGAAGGCGUAGUGAUUUCCGGUGGAAUAUUUAUCGCGAGCCACGAAACUUCGAGCGGCGAGGUAAAUAUCACCAUAAUCUCCGAGCCUGAUCAGGGGAAUAAUUUUUUAGUAUAAUUUUAGACUUGAAUAUCAGAGAAAAGUCGAAAGUCGGGAUAAAAAAGAGUUUUAGUCAGUAUUACAUCCAAUCUGGAAAAGUUUGGAAAAGCUCAUAAUCACUUCUCCAACGGUGAUUACCUGUCACAGAAUCACUGCAUGAUCGCUCGACCAAUCACAGCUCGAGAAACUCUAUUCAAGUUUAAAAUUGUACUAAAAGUAUUUAUUCCCUUGAAACGCCUAAAGUGCUUAUGAGCCUUUACACAAUAUUUUCAGAAUUGAUUCUUUAGAUAGUGAAUAGUUGAUUGKGAAAAUAAUUCGUCAWUUGAAUGUCGGGUCUUUGAG